Messenger RNA from Oryzias latipes (Japanese medaka), 3255 nucleotides. RefSeq lists its product as uncharacterized. Lineage: Eukaryota; Metazoa; Chordata; Actinopteri; Beloniformes; Adrianichthyidae. The record is from RefSeq and is a predicted model, not a curated record. Gene Ontology annotation, molecular function: polyubiquitin modification-dependent protein binding. Gene Ontology annotation, cellular component: cytosol. Gene Ontology annotation, biological process: ubiquitin-dependent protein catabolic process.
UAUUGUAUCAGUUGUAUGGAGAAUCAGUAGUCCCAGAGUAGACACAGCUUUGUUUUCUGUCAGCCUAAAGUUAUGGCUAAAACAUCCCAGACUGCACCAGGAUGUCAACUAUAUGCGUAAAGGUUCCACUUUGUGUUGGCGCAUCAUUAUAGGUUGUAGAUACAGAGCUUAACAUCUGUUAAAGGUCUACCACGAAAAAACAAAAACAAAGAAAAGGGUAAAUUAGUCACAUGGCAUUGGAACUGAUAUUAAGACGUUUGUUUUCGUGUGCGCGCACGCAGCGGUGCGCAGUCAGGCUACAAAUCACAACAAUCUGCACAGUCAUCCUGACGCACUCCAGGUCUACCCCAGAGUCAGGACGGAGAUGUCUGAUGCGGUUCCAGAUGAGCAGAGAGCAGCUUUGGACUCCCUGGAACCCGAAGCCAUCCACAUAGCUAUAGGAGCUCUUGCUGAAGGCAGAGGCUUCUCUGUAGGAGGAGGCUGCACCGUCGCAGAGCUCAAACUGGCUCUGUCACAGCGGCUGGCGGCCUCUGCAGAGCAGCUGGAGCUGAUGCACUCCGGACGGCUCCUCACAGAAUCAGAACUUAUUGGUCACCUUGAGGGACAUAACCGGUGCGUCAGGCUCCAGGUGAUCCAAAGGGUCCAGCCCACUGAAGAUCAGUCCUCAGAAGCAGACGGAUCAGAACUCCCAGCACCUCCAGAUUCGGACCUCAGCUUUCCCUCAACCACCACAUCUCCUCUCCAUCUGGGAAAUAGUAAAGAAGCUCUGGACUUGGAUAACAAUGACCCAGGCUUCUGUCCUGCACCCCACCAACCGAUGGAUCAACAGCUGCUUGCUGACCAAGAGAGUCACUGUGAUCCAUUUACGCAGAGUGCAGUCUCCUCGUCUGAAUUAACUGCUCAGCUUCUUCACGCAGACCUAGAGAUAAAGAACGCAAAUGCAUCAUUUAAAUUUGUGUACUCUGGAGAACAAAAAAGCAAUCCAACAUCACUCCUCUCCAGCCAUGCCACAAGUGUCCUCAAAGAGCUCACUGUCAUUCCUACAGCGACUCCAAGCUCCCAGAGCUCUGUUAAUGCAGGUAUGCAAUCUCUGCUGGAGGAGAUCAUGGCCAAUCCCAGUUUGAUGGACAGUUUGCUGUCUGGGCCGCAUGUCAGCAGCCUUUUACAUUGCCUCAGUCAGUACCCAGACCUGGGAGCACAGAUUUUGCCAAGUCACCCUUUUCUGACAGGAAACCCUCUGUUACAGCAGCAAAUGAGACAGCAACUUUCUUUAUUUCUGCAACAGAUGCAGAGUCCAGAGCUGCUGCUGUCCAUGUUUAGCCCCAAAGCGAUGAAAGCCCUUCUACAGAUCCAACAGGGCCUGCAGACUCUGGCUGAAGAAGCUCCCUUCCUCAUACCUGUUGCUUCCUAUGACUCUACUGAUGCUGACGUUGCUGUCGACAACCAAUCAGGAAGGAGUCCUCCGGCAGUGUCAGUGACAGAACAGCAGCAGCAGUUUGUGCACCAGAUGCUGCAGUCACUGGCUAAUAUUCAGAUCAGUCAAGAGGAGGAGGAUCUUUAGGAGUUAGAGCAGCUGAGCUGAACGGGCUUUAAAGACAGACGGGCAAACCUUCAGGUCCUCACAGCACAGCUGGAGACCGGAACACUGCGACAGAUCUGCUCAGCCUCCGACACACACACUAGCACACAGGAAGUUCAAAACUACCAUAUUUAAAUAAUCAUGAAGCAUCUUUGGUCUCAUCAAAAACUCAAAUUAACCCAUGACUCCAACCUAUAUUAAUGGUUGCAAUUGUAGAAUGAUGUUACGCCUUAAAAGGAAGCUUGUAAUUUGUCAUGUCUGGAUGACUAUGCUUUAUUACUCCAUGGUGUUUUUUCUUAACCAGGAGAGCCAAUUUAAAAAGGUUGUUAAAAAUAUAUAUGUAUAUAUAUAUAUACAUUUAUAAAUAUGUUUUAAAUUAUAAUUUUAGACAUACAAAAAGAUCAGGAAGAAAUUGUAAAACAUCAAGUUGUUAAAAGCAGGAUUUUUAGUGGUUUUUAAUGGAAUAAAAUCUGCUGUAAAACAGCAACAUAGAAUAAAAAUAAAAUUUAAAAAAAACAGUGAUUUUUAAUUACUUGGGAGACUGACACACCCAUGCACAGGCAUUUCUAAAUCCAGUCAAAGUGCUACUGCACAAUGAAUCAACAUUCAGAAUUAGGUCAAAUCAUAAUCUUUUUACACUCAUGCAGUGUCUGAAACUGGAGGACGCUUUCAUUUUUUGGAAGCUCAGAGUUGAUCUUUUCUCAGUCUCUGGCAAAGGAUUAAGCCAAGAUGGUAACAUGUUAGAUGUUUAAGGAAUGAACAUAGGAAGAAAAAUGAAGGCAAGUAAAUCUGUAAAGAAAUAGAUGUGACUAAAUGAGCUAUAAUGAUUAACACAAUGUUUUAUUCAGAAGCAAGCUUGUAAUUAGAAAUCUCAUCUGAUUGUAAUUAUUUUUUCAUACAAAAGUGAGUGCAUAUUUUAUGUUUCGGUUUAGAUUUUUCUUUGUAUUUGCAAAAUGUUUCAGCUUUUACUAGGUGAAUUUCAAAAAUAUUUGAAAACGUAUCUAUGAUGAAGAGGUGGUGUAGUGUGCGUUGUUGAACACUAGGUGGCCUUUGAACUGAACAUUCAAGUGCCUCAAGUCAUAUAUUUUUGUUUAAAACUAAACGGUUUAGAAUUUCAAACUUAGACAAGCUAAUUAAUCAUUUUAAGACAUUAUUUAAUAAUUUAUGGCAAACCCUACAAUGAUACAGACAAACAUCCUAAUGUGUGUGACUACAUGUUCUCAAUGUCAGAGGUGAACCACAGGUGACAAAGCCCAACCUCUGACAUUUGUAUGCAUGCAUGCGAUCAGCAUGACAACCUGUGUGUUUUGUUUGUUGCUGCCAGGCUGAGGAGAAGUAAUCUGCAGCAGCAUGUGUGACUGCAUGUGUGAGAUAUGGGAGUAGCUGACGGGGUUUUCUGGAUUAAGAGCUCCAAAAAUAUUCGGGUUGAGGUUUGAAGAUGAGUCACGCUUUGUGGGGGGAGAAAAAAAGCAUUUUAGGUGGGGAAUGCGUGUUUGCCUGUUUCUUCUUAAGUCAUCAGUGGAUCUGAAAACAGGAAUGAUGAAGCUUUGACCUGAUCCGACCCAAAUUGAGAGCAGUGAUGUCUGCUUUCUUCUUGCAUUUGUAGAAAAAGGACAGUUCUGGUAGGAAGUAUAAUUGUUAAGACAUGAAUUCAAUAAAUAAAUACAUGAUCUGUA